Molecule: messenger RNA, 577 nt
Organism: Cicer arietinum (chickpea)
Lineage: Eukaryota; Viridiplantae; Streptophyta; Magnoliopsida; Fabales; Fabaceae
Source: RefSeq, a predicted model, not a curated record
UUGUUUUGAUAUAGUCCAAACGACAAAUGUUUGCAGGGAAAGAUGCAACUGAUGAUUUCAACGACGUUGGUCAUAGCUCAAGUGCAUCAGCGAUGAUGGACGAGUAUUAUAUUGGAGAUAUCGAUGUAUCAACCAUUCCCUCUAAGGUUGACUACACUGCUCCAAAACAACCUCAAUAUAAUCAGGAUAAGACGCCGGAGUUCAUCAUCAAGAUCCUUCAGUUUCUUGUUCCCUUGUUGAUCUUGGGCGUGGCAGUUGGCAUUCGUUUCUACACCAAAUCAACAUAAUCAUAUAAACAAGCACCAUUUUGAAAUGAAUAAUAUGUUAGUGUUUGUUGACUGUUGAAAGACAAGGACUGUUUUGUUCUCAAGUGCUCCAAUGAUGAGGUUUGCUAGGAUAUGCAAUGUGAUAUUGUGCUUUGUUUGCCUUUUCCUUGUAAUUUGCUUUUAAAUCUCAUAUUGUCUUUCUCUGUCAUUCAUUUGCUACCAGAACCUGAAUAGUUUUAUGGGGUUUUAACAAUAUAAAGUUUUUGGUUGAUUCUCAUUUUCACACACAAGGUAAUGUUUGUGUUGAUAAA